This is a messenger RNA of Triticum dicoccoides, 4254 nucleotides long. RefSeq lists its product as uncharacterized. The record is from RefSeq and is a predicted model, not a curated record. Bases 646 to 1641 code for a protein of 331 amino acids. The transcript is spliced from 13 exons. Lineage: Eukaryota; Viridiplantae; Streptophyta; Magnoliopsida; Poales; Poaceae.
GUCCGGACUGCCCACCCACUUCGCCUCGCCCACUUCUCCUCCCCCACUCCACCCGAGCAGUUGCCGUACACCAUGGCGAAACCGCCACCGCGUGCCCCUUUUCCCCUUCCCCCUCUCCAUUUGCUCCCAUUCCCGUCUGCAUUGCACCCAUCUCCCCGCCCCAUUCUCUGGGUGGUUCCCAUUCCAACUGCACACUUUGUUCUCUUCGGGGAGCCGCCAAUGAGGGAUUUGAGUCCGACGAAUCUCAGUCGGCCGUCGUUGUUGUCCGGGGCGCCGACGAACUGUACUGGCAAGUCGACUGCCUCGCCCGGAGGAAGUUCCCCACUCGACCAGCAAGGCUUUUGUGUGAGGUGGCGACGAAUUUCCAUCAGGUAUUGGGUGUAGAAGGGCUUACUCGCCAGAGCUCCUCCUUGGAGGACUUCCUCUCCGGUGACCACCAAAGUGUUCUUCUCCUCGGUGAGAACCAUGGUCUGGACUGUCCCUGACCCUGAUAGUGAUGAUUUCAUGCUGCCAAGAGCUGAAGUUGUGGGUGGUGCUAAUCGCAAUGCAAAGAAGUAGAAAGUCGCGCGCAACAGGGGAUCACAUGAACGUCUAACAGAACUAUAUCAAGAUUUCGAUGACGCCCAGAAAGAAGCUGCAAAGGAUAUGGGGAUGCAGUCCCUGAUGAACAUUAAGUGCACCAACUUGAAUAACCCCAUGUGUGACUUGUUUGCGAUGUUAUACCAUCUGGAUAAGAGGGAAUUUUUCAUACCAGGACGUGGUAGGAUUCCACUAGAUGAAGAAUCUAUCUUCAACACACUUGGUGUCCCCAAUGGCGGCAUGGAUGUCCCUUACAAGGUGGAUACGAAGGACCAGAUAGGGAAUGUUGCCAACAUGAACUGGUGUAAAUUCAUAGUUGGUUUCCUUCACACUUCACUAUCCAAUAAAAUGUACAACAAAGGCUGCCAGCUGCAUCUGAUGCUCAUGUAUGUCGAUAAACUUGACAUCAGCACUGUCAACCUUAACCCGGUUGGCGGUCUGCCUCCAUCACACAAGUUUGCUGUGUGUGGUUGGACUGAUGUCGCAAUCAAGCUUAUGGGAGAACACAACAUUGAUUACAGCUUAUUUGGGGGCCCCGACAACUUCAGCAAAUGGAUGGAUGGUCACACAAAUGCCUCAUGCCCUUCAACGUUUGCGUCCGGUAUGACCAAUCCCUUGGCAACCUUGUACGGGGUUGGAUUGCAAUGUCGGCUGGCGAUGGAGAUAAAGUUGCCAACCAGUUCUGUUCUUUUGUUCGUGGUGGCACUUCUCGUCCAACUGGAUCUAGGGGAAGAUACGACCACAAUGAUUCGCAAGAGAUACCCCCCAACGAUGAAGAUUUAUCAGUUGAUGACAGUGAGUACGACGAUGAUGACUAGCAAGAGGACACCUGUAACGAUGGCGAAAAUAGAAUGGACGAUACUGAGCAUGACACGUUGCUUGAGCACAAUCGUGGAUGUGUUGAAACAUCCACUGGACAGGGAUUGGGUGGGCAUUCUGGUACCGAAGCCUCCAAAAGGGAUAGGGAUGCACAAGAUGCGGACCUUCAAGCUGCUUCCAAAAGGAGAAAGUUGGACCCCGUUGCUGGUAGAAAGAGGGAGGCAACCGCUGGUGGAAGAGUGACCAUAGAGAAAAUUGUUCAACUGCCUUCAGAUCUUCAGCUCGUGCAGGCAAGGCUCAUACGGCUACACAUUCAUCUCCUCGCUUUGCAUCCUCCAACAUGGGAGAUCUGGUAGUUCCUGAGGACAUGAGGGAUGCAGAGAAAAGGCUAAAGAAGAGAAGCCAUCAGCCUGGUCAUAUGGCUAAAGCUAGAAAAAAAACCGUUGGAGUGCAUGCACGCUAAGCUUGCUUCAUCCGACAAUGUGGACUUUGUCAAAGCACAUGCUGUCACUAGUUCUGAUGCUCCAGCUAAGUUGUUUUCAUCUGUUGCUGCCGUGCUGACCGACAAUGAAGGUGCAGGAUUAGGGGGUUCCGAUGAUUUGGUCUCCCCAAGAACAGUGGGGGUUGCGCCGGCAUUGGUAUCCAUGAGGCAGGGGAUCAAAGGUAGCCCAGCAGUGUCUGAUGUUCUGCACCAAACGCAGCAGCCUAACGUGCAUGUGCUAGACACUACCGCUGAUAAGUCUGAGCAACCUUGCUCAGUAGGUGAAGAUUGCACAACUACGGCUGCCACAACUGCUGUGGAAAAUAAGGGUCCGGUAGUCACGCAACAAGCACAUCAGGCUGGACCGCAUGAUCGCACCGCUCAUCCGCUUAUUGUUUCCAAAGAUGCUCCACUUGUAGCUGACAAGAAAACAGCUAAACAGGCAGUCGGUACCAGGAAGAGCCCUCGGAAAAGAGUUGAUUAGUCAGGCAAUGUGCAUGGUCAGGACACAGGGUAUGUGCAUGCUUCAACCUUUUUCCUGACUGUCCCCCCCCCCAGGGCAAGAAUGUACAGGAAUGUACUUGGAGGUGGAACGGUGCAGGAACCGACAGUCUCUCACAAAGAAAAGAUUCAUCCCAAUCCAACGCUCAAGCACACACGUGUCCCACUGGAUAUGGGUAUCCCUUACACUCCAAGAGUUGACCAUCCUGCACAAGGGACAGGCAAGAAGGUGCUUAUUGAUAUUCCAGACAUGACUCCGCGCCCUACUGCGAAGCCUAAGGAUGCUGAAUCAGUCGACAAGGACGUCUUUGUUGAUCUUUCUCCAUUGGCAGUGUCUAUUGGUGUGAUUGAAAAGCAGAAUGAGCACGAGGGCAGGCACCCUAGGGCUUUCACGCCACCACCGUUUAGCCUCAGAAUUGAUUUGAUCCAGCCAAAGGAGCCAGUUGAUGCUAUCCCAGUCUCAUAUGCAUUCCCGUCCUAGCCGGACCUGAUGAUGGCGCAGCCAAUUCUUGAUGGCGGAAAGGCUGUCAAAUUUGUCGAGCCUAUUGUUCAAGGAUCACCUGUGGAGAUAUCAUCAUCAAUGGAUGAAGCGCUACACAAGAUGGAGCAGGAUGUGGUCCUUGGGAAAAAAAGCAGACACAAGCCCCUUCUAGCUCAUCUGUUGUACCUACCACUUCUGUUGAUGUGCAGAGCAGUGCUACCCCAGGUUCUGUGCGGCAGGCAAGGGUUGUGCAACCCCCCCAGAAGUGGACUCUGAACCUCCAAUAAAGGCCACAAAGCAACAACAGGCACUUUACGAUAUCGUUAGGCAUUUUGGAAAUGCGCGAAGUAAUAGCAAGAACAUGAAUGCAAUCAGAGACUCAUGUUUGGACAGAACUAAGGUCAUCGACUGCUUUGAGACGUUUGUUCUCAUGGAUGAUCUCGCUGAGUCGCUGAUGCCUGCCGGCAGACUCUCCCAGAAUGUUGUCUCCGCGGGUAUUGGCUUCAUCAACAGCCACAUUGACAUCCACCCCGAUAAGGUCAUUAUGAACACAACCAUCACCAGGAGGAUUUUUUAUGGCGACUUCUCUCACAAACAAGUUCGCAAAGUGUUCGCCCAGCAUGGUGACUUCAAGCUCACAUUGAAGAAAUUUGUGAUGUUCGCGUUGUUUCAACAUCUUGCUCCCAAUGACCCACACGACAAAGCUGGUCACUACUACACGAUUUGCAUCAACUUGGCGAAGCAACAUUUUGAUGUCCUCGACUCAAUCCGUUCGGGAGAUGACGAAUCGCUUCGCUCCCAUGCAGAGUUUUUCAUCAACAACUUGAAGGAAACCUAGACGUGUCACUACAAUGGCUCCAAGGUCCAAAUAAAAAAUUUACAUAUCGAGUAUGUGAAGUCCAAAAAGCAGCUAUUACUGUGGUGUCUACACUCUCGAAUAUCUUGCAAAGUGGGAAGGCAGGAAGGUGCCAACUUUGAACAAAGAAAUAGUCGCAGAGCUUAGGAAGAUUUAUCUGUGGAACUAGGUCACGACUACCGAUUUCAACAAGCGGGAGGGUGCACUGGCUUGGCUGGAGUCUGACAUUAAAGAUGCUAUCAAGAGAUAAAAGUGACUGCACAAGAUAAUGAAACACUUCUGAUUUUACCUAUGUACUUACAUUCAAUGUUCGGAUGAAUGUAAGGUACUGCGUCCCUAUUUCCCUACCCUUUGUUUUCUUUUUCAGUAUCAAUGUCGUUCUUGUAACCGCACUAGACCAUCGUUUGUUGUCGUGAACCUUCUGUGCUUGUAAUUUUCAACAUAUAACUUCAAUGUCAGACCUUGUUUCUGUAAGUGGGCCGGCCUAUCACGCUUGUGCUAACAUUUUGUUUUCGUUGUUACAUUACUUUCAGAUCA